Molecule: messenger RNA, 1675 nt
Organism: Platichthys flesus (European flounder)
Lineage: Eukaryota; Metazoa; Chordata; Actinopteri; Pleuronectiformes; Pleuronectidae
Gene: igflr1
Product: IGF-like family receptor 1
Exons: 6
Coding region: 135-1199 (354 amino acids)
Biological process (GO): signal transduction
Molecular function (GO): protein binding
Source: RefSeq, a predicted model, not a curated record
UGCGCUUAUUAAAACCCUUCCGCAGCUUGUCACUCUUGACAGAAUGUGUGUGUGGAGCCGGAGGCGCCACGUGGACAGAGCAAGUGUUUUAUCCCCGAUCUAAAUCCCGACGCGUUCAGAUAAGAGCUCAGGAGAUGGGGCACUCCAAAAAAUGCACCGACCUAACAACUUACUAUGAUACUACUACUGCAACAUGCGUGCCGUGUAAAUUCAAACCAGGGUAUGGAGUCAAUCCUAACUGUGGCUAUGGGGACGACGGAGGAAGACACGACGUAAUGUACAGCAGAUGCGAAGCCAACCGUUUCAAUGACGGCAGCAGAGCUCUGUGUGUAAAUUGCACUUCAUGUCCGCCUGGAAGUAACGUUAUCAGGACCUGUGACACAACUACUGACACGGAGUGUGAAGAGCCGAGUGGCUCGACCAGUCAGGUUCCUGUCAAAAUUCAGACAGACCCACCUUCAGACAAACACACUAACUUCACACCCACUGGGAGACUUCUUCCAACGACCUUCAACCCAACUCCAGCAGCUUCUAGCUCUGUUGUAAUAUGGGCCGUACCGUUAACCAUCCUGAUUUGCAUCACGCUCUCGUUGAUAUCGGCUUACAUCAUCUACAUGAAGCGAAACAAAGGUUUGAAUAUUGAAAGGGAAGCUGUUGAUACAGAUAAGAGGAGGGAAGUGGAACGGAUUUUCUUUGGAUAUAUGUCAGGGGGGAAUUUUACAGCAGUUCUGAUGUUUCUUACUAACGUGUGUGUGUGUGUGUCAUGGUCGGGGGGGGACGCAGGUCGACGCCCUCUACUGCAUUUCAGCAAAAGGUCUUCAUUGGCUAAAGAAGGAUUCGCUCCCCUCUCUGCCUGGAGCGACGACGUUCUCAGUCCUGACAUCCUGUCAGCGCCUUUACAGACGGUGCUGAACAACCUGGAUGUUUUGGAGGAGCUGGUGAUUUUGUUAGAUCCGGAAAGUCAAUUUCUGAAAAACACCAAGCACCUGGCAUCGCAGUGCUCCUUCCCCUCCACCUGGAUCACCUACACCUACUCCAUGAAGGACAGCAAGAGCCCCCUGAAGGCCUUGCUGGAGCGGGUCACCAGCAGCCACCCGGAUUGGACAGUGGGACACCUGGCCAAGCUGCUCAGUCAAAUGGAGCGCAAUGAUGCAAUCGCCGUUCUCGCCCAACUCCAACCGACCAACUCACCCGCGUAGUCUUCCUGCACUGGGGUCUACAGAGAGGCAGCCCCAUGCAGAAUGGAAUCAUGCCUGUGAGAUGGACACUUUCAAAUGUUAACUCCUUACUCAAAGAGAAAAGGUGGCUCACUGAACUGACGGACAACUUAUGGGAGUUGUGGAGCAACUUCUACUGCUCCGGCUCUGACCACAUUUGAUUUUGUCCUGACUCAGAGCAGCGUCAAGUGACUCAGAGCAGCGUCGACACAAAGAUACUGUCGUGUCUGAUUAGCAGCUGCUUUUGUCCACAGGUGCUUCCUCUGUGCAAGCUGAGCUGACGACUAUUUUUCUAAAACUAUAAAUUUAAGACAAAUUUCUAAGAAUCUUCUUUAGCCACUUGUUUGUAACUUAACAAUGAAAUACAAUAAUCAAUAUUACUCAACAAAUCUCUAGAAUAUUCCAAUAAACUUCACGCUGCUUCACACAAAGGAAAUUGUUUUUGUUCAAACAUCUUA